This is a messenger RNA of Pieris napi, 2341 nucleotides long. RefSeq names its product zinc finger protein 266-like. Gene Ontology annotation, biological process: regulation of transcription by RNA polymerase II. The record is from RefSeq and is a predicted model, not a curated record. Gene Ontology annotation, molecular function: RNA polymerase II cis-regulatory region sequence-specific DNA binding; DNA-binding transcription factor activity. NCBI's taxonomy places the organism in Eukaryota, Metazoa, Arthropoda, Insecta, Lepidoptera, Pieridae. The transcript is spliced from 2 exons. Bases 245 to 838 code for a protein of 197 amino acids.
CUGUCAGACAACUCAGUUGGUUAGGACCUAGCCUAGGACGUGCGCAUACGCUGUAUUCGUGUCUCGCGGAGGCAACCGGACCGGUAUAGGCGACCUUACAAACCGUUCACUGACGUACUCUACGUGCAUAGCAAAAAUGCAAUCCUGAUACCGGAGUGCUGUGAUUUCUUGUGGAUAAACAUGUUGGAGCACAAUAUUGGAGCCCAGAAAUCAUGGAGAGGGAAGCAGCGAGUUCGCGGGAAGCAUGGCUGAGCCUACAUCUGAAGAUCUCACAUUAAUGGUGAAUAAGCAAAAGAGAUUGUCUAAAUUGCUUGAAAAGCUCUCCGUGCAACUGAGCAACAAUAAUCAGUACCCCUUUCCACAUUGGCUAAUGCGUGAAACAUCACCAAACGGCGUGACACUACCGGAUGACGUACCACUAGACCUCUCUAUAAAAUCCGCAGUCCCGAAGCCCAGUCCACCACCCGUAUACGCCUGCGAGAUAUGUGGACAAACUUUUACAGUUCACGACCGGCUCGCUAAGCAUAUUGCGUCACGGCACAGAGGUAAGGCCCCGAAAUCAUCUCGAGCCUACGAAUGCGACGUUUGCCAUCGUCGUUUCGCUCGUUCCGACAUGUUGACUCGCCAUGCGCGCUCUCACAGUGGGGUGAAGCCGUACUCGUGCGCAGUUUGUGGACAAGUGUUCUCCCGCUCCGAUCAUUUGGCUACUCAUCAGAGGACACACACGGGAGAAAAGCCUUACCGCUGCCCAAAAUGCCCGUACGCGGCCUGCCGCCGAGACAUGAUCACCAGACACAUGCGUACACAUACAAGGCGACCACAUCUUGCUGAGAUCUAAAUGAUUUAUUAACUUUGAUUGCCCCAAGUUAUGCAUUUUCAUUUACUGGAUUUUAUUACUGAAGGAUGUAUCGCCUAAUAUAUUUGCAUUGGUAAGACAUAUCACAUUGCACGGCAUUUGCGAAUUUUAUAAUAUUGCUGCUAUUUGCAAUGCGAUUUGUCAACAGGUUUUUUUUUAAAGUGUCUUGUUACCAACAAAUUAGGUACACAAUCCUAUUUGGAAUAAGUAUCUGGUCAGCAAUAUUCGGAAGUCGAUUUUUUUAACCAAACGCCAUAUAGGUAAUGCAUUUUAUUGAUUCAUGAUUCGAAUAAUUUUGUAGGAUUUUCAUUAAUUUUGUAAAAUAUUUUCUUUUUACUAACGCAGACCUCCGUCAUAUAACGGUGACGGAUAUUUUUUGUGAAUUAGAUUUUAAUUAUGGUUAAAUUGUAUGAAUAGUAGAUUCAUAGAAUUGAACAUUAAUUCAUAAAACAUUGUUAAAGUACCAUAAAGGUUUGUUAUAUGUGCUUAACUGUCAGAGAAAUGUCGAUCUACAUUCCAUAUUUAAAAUAUACAAAAUCUCUCUCUAAAUAAAACCUACCGGUCGAUGUAAUUAUUUUGACAGACUUUGGAGACCUUAUUCUGAGUUCCUAGUAUCUGACUGUGAAUUUCUUGAAUCUUCCUCCUCUAUAGGUCUUAAAUUAGGCAUAAGGCUAAAGUAUGUUAUGUUUUUAUUUAUUGUUUGCCGAACUUCUCGGAUUCGCGGAAAGAGGCAUCCUUUUGUUUGCUUAGCGAUGUUUUUAGAAACUAGGAAAAAUAUUAAAACUAUUACAUUGAAACUAUUAGAGUUUUUACUUCAAGCUAAAUGAUAGUUAUCGUGUUGCUCUAUCGUCCGAGUUCGUGAAUAAAGCUACAAAUUCGUUGUAGGGUCCUGUAACGAGAGAUAGCAGACUCCAAAACCUUGCUAACCUAACCGUCAACAGCAGAAAAGCGAUCAUUUUUCAUCUCGUUCGAGACCGUUCGAGCUAUGACUAACAUUAUAUUAACGUUUAUAACUUGACGAAACCAUCGCAAAGCUCGAGGUAUGAUUCAAAAGUGAGACCAAUUCUCUCUGAGUCUAGGGUCAUAGUUUUACCAAAGCCUCGUGUCUGAAUAUAAUAUCACUUAGUUGCGAUUGGCCGGAGUCGCGUAAUCGACCAAUCGGGAAUGUGACUUAGCAAGUGAAAUCAACAAAAGAGAUUAACAGAAGGGGCUGCUAAUGAUGUGUUAUUAUUGAUAUAUUAUGUUUGCAAAUAUCUGUAUAGUUGUUAUUAAGGAUAGCUACAAAAUUAGUAAGUUUUUGUGUAUUUUUAAAAUUUAAACGCAUUUUGUUAUUUCUUACAGUUAUAAAUUUAUUAAGUUUCAAUAACUGCGUAAAUUGUAAAUAUUUGCUUGUAUAUGUUAUGUUUGUAUUACAUUGUGAUAAAUUGAAUAGGUAUAAAAAAAUAAUUUGAGCCUCUUGACAAUGUUAUGUUUAAUGUAUCGUAG